Messenger RNA from Phacochoerus africanus (Common warthog), 1726 nucleotides. RefSeq names its product tetratricopeptide repeat domain 9 (gene TTC9). The record is from RefSeq and is a predicted model, not a curated record. Gene Ontology annotation, molecular function: protein binding. The coding region runs from base 233 to 901 and encodes 222 amino acids. Lineage: Eukaryota; Metazoa; Chordata; Mammalia; Artiodactyla; Suidae. The transcript has 3 exons.
GGAGGGAAGGAGGGGAAGGCAAUCCGAGGAGGAGGAGGAGAGAGCAGCCUCCCGCAGACAGCGAAGAGAAUGGGAGUGCGGGGCGACAGACCGCCGCGGGGUGUCACGGCAGUGGCCGAGCUUGCCAGGCGCAAGGCCGGUGCCCGCCGCUUUUAAACCCGGGAGGGCGCGGCGGCGGCAGCGGCGGCGACGGGCGGAUCGCGGCGCGCGCGGGGAGCCGGGAGGCGGCCGAAUGGAGAGGAAGGGCUCGGCGGCCGGGGCCAAAGGAAACCCUAGCCCGCCCGCGGCCGGUGAGGCGCAGCGGCCACAGCCGCCUCUGUGCGUCCCGGGCGGCAGCGGAGGGACCCCGGCGCGGGGCCAGGCUGGGGCGGCGGCUGAGCCCGCCGAGUUCAUCAGGCGCGCGCACGAGUUCAAGAGCCAAGGGGCGCAGUGCUACAAGGACAAGAAAUUCCGCGAAGCCAUCGGCAAAUACCACAGGGCGUUGCUGGAGCUGAAGGGGCUGCUGCCGGCUGCCGGGGAACGGGAGCGGGACUCGCGCUCGGCCUCCCCGGCCGGGGCCCCCAACCCCGGUCGCCUCUCAGAGGAGCAGAGCAAGACGGUGGAAGCCAUCGAGAUCGACUGCUACAACAGCCUGGCAGCCUGCCUGCUCCAGGCUGAGCUGGUGAACUACGAGCGAGUCAAGGAGUACUGCCUCAAAGUCCUGAAGAAAGAAGGCGAGAACUUCAAGGCCCUUUACCGGUCCGGUGUGGCCUUCUACCACCUCGGAGACUAUGACAAAGCACUCUACUACCUGAAAGAAGCAAGGACCCGACAGCCCACAGACACCAACGUGAUUCGAUAUAUCCAGCUGACGGAGAUGAAGCUCAGCAGAUGCUCCCAGAGAGAGAAGGAAGCCAUGUAACCAGAACACCUUUCUAGAGCCGAGCCUGACCCAGGACAUCCAGGCACCCCCGCCCGGUGGAAAGCCCCCCCCCCGGGUUCUGUUCCUUGCUCCCCACUUCCAACUCCUAUUGCCCCUCAAUUCUUUGUCUACGCCCAGUGUGAAAAGAAGGGGACAUGCAGAUUCAGGAUCUGGUGGGUGGCCCUGACAUCCUCUUUUCAGCAGGGCAGCCCCCGCAAGGGACCUGACUUCUGCAGGAAGAGCUGGAGAGGACCCUCUCCAGUUGGGAAAGCCUUUGCAGCUGUGACUCGGGCCAGUGCUUCUGACAAAGGCGGAGCCUUGCAGGUGUAGCACCCUGAAGGCAUCAGGCACGUUGCCCACGGGCUGGCCCCUCCACCCCUUCCUAACAGACAGGAGCAUCUCAAGGCAACUGUGACAAGUCCAGGGAUGAGAAGUGUUGGUGAAGCCAACACAGUCCCGGGAAUUUGUACACUGGAUUUCUGCACCGCUACUCCCCACCCCCAGGAGCCUCAGGCCCUGCCUCCCUCCCCCACUUGUUGUCUUGGCUUGUGCUCUCUUCUCGCCCCCUCGGGGGUCAGAGACGCUGCCAGGAUUCACAUACCAUUGAAGCCCACUCUCAGUGCCCUCUGAUGACCACGCAUAACAUUCUCCCGUACUCCCACCCAGCAGGCAGCUGGGACAGCAGAAGGGGAGGGUGAAGUGGACCAAGGGCUGACCACGUAGGUGAUGGGGGCGGGAGAGAUGAGUCCUAGGGGAAAGAGCAUUGUACAGACUGGGAGAAUGAACUGUGGACUAAUUAAGUGUAAAUAAAAAUAAAUUAACAGG